GCGGGCAAUCGCUUCGGUGCGGGGUGCCAUGGAAGUGGAAAGAUCUGGACGGCUUCGUUGGCAUCAUCGGCCCAUCACGUGCGCAAUGCUGGCCCUCCUCAUGGUGCCUCUGAUGCCGCUACUGGUGACAGCUGCACUGGUGUCCAAUGUCCGAUCUGCGAAGCUGCGCUACAACUCGCUGAUGGACUCGGCCACGGAGAGUGUCAAGCGACCGCUCCGGAGGCUUCUGGAACCAGCUGAUCCCCGAGCAUGGACGGUUAUGUCGGCUUGCCGUGUGCCAAAGAGAGCACGGAUGGCGACGCACAGGAUGCUACCUUUGCGGAGACGCCUUGACUGA
This is a messenger RNA of Symbiodinium pilosum, 337 nucleotides long. The record is from the annotation of a GenBank genome assembly. NCBI's taxonomy places the organism in Eukaryota, Dinophyceae, Suessiales, Symbiodiniaceae.